Ostreococcus tauri is the source of this 1212-nucleotide messenger RNA. Its product is annotated as tRNA-guanine(15) transglycosylase-like. Gene Ontology annotation, cellular component: cytosol. Lineage: Eukaryota; Viridiplantae; Chlorophyta; Mamiellophyceae; Mamiellales; Bathycoccaceae. The transcript has a single exon. Gene Ontology annotation, molecular function: tRNA-guanosine(34) queuine transglycosylase activity. The coding region runs from base 1 to 1212 and encodes 403 amino acids. The record is from RefSeq and is a predicted model, not a curated record.
AUGUCCACCACACGAGAUGACUCACCAUCCACCGCGUCGACAUCUCCACUCACGUUUGAUGUCAUCGCCGUGGACGGACGCGCCCGUGCGACGUCGCUCAAGCUGCCGCAUCAUGACUGUCUCACGCCCAUGUUCAUGCCAGUGGGGACGCAAGGAUCGGUCAAAGGUCUGACGAGCGCGCAGCUCGAAGAUAUCGGGUGUCAGGUGAUCCUAGGGAACACGUAUCACCUGGGAAAUCGCCCGGGGCCGGAAAUCUUGCGCAAAGCUGGAGGAUUACACGGGUUCAUGAACUGGCGGCGAGCGAUGCUCACAGACAGUGGCGGCUUUCAGAUGGUGUCGCUGUUGGAUCUGGCGGACAUUACAGAAGAGGGGGUGACUUUUCAGUCGCCAAUCGAUGGAAAACCAAUGUUACUGACGCCAGAGAGGAGCAUCGAGAUACAGAACGACAUAGGGGCGGAUAUUAUAAUGGCGUUGGACGACGUCGUAUCGAGCGUCACGGCGGACAGAGCGAGGUUCGAGGAGGCGACGCACCGAACGACGCGAUGGAUCGAUCGAUGCAUCAAUGCGCACCAGCGACCACACGACCAGUGUUUAUUCGGGAUCGUUCAGGGAGGAUUAGACUUAGAGUUGAGGGAUUUAUCGUUAGAGGGAUUGUUGGCUCGCGGCGACGCACUACCGGGCAUGGCAGUGGGCGGCUUAGCUGGGGGCGAAUCCAAGGAGGAUUUCGUCCGCGUUGUGUCACACUGCACUGCGAAACUACCCGCUCAUAAGCCUAGAUAUGUCAUGGGGGUGGGUUAUCCGUUGGAUUUGGUCAUAUGCACGGCACUUGGGGCGGACAUGUAUGACUGCGUGUACCCAACGCGCACGGCUCGAUUCGGCACCGCACUCGUUCCUGAGGGUGUGCUUCGAUUGAAGAACGCUGCGUGCGCGAACGAUCAUCGACCGAUUGACGAAACGUGCGAUUGUUUGACGUGCAAAACGUACACGCGCGCUGAUUUGCAUGAGAUUGCCACGAGAGAGCCUCGAGCCGCGCAGUUGCUCACGAUUCACAACUUGCGUUAUCAGAUGCGUCUGUGUGCAGCCAUGCACCGAUCCAUCAUCGAGCAACGCUUCGCGGAUUUCGUGCGAGAUUUCAUCAAAAAGCAGUUUCCCGACGACGCCGCUCCUGACUGGGUUCGCGAGGCCUUGGUUUACGCGGAGAUAGAGUUGUAG